Drosophila elegans is the source of this 5631-nucleotide messenger RNA. RefSeq lists its product as uncharacterized. The record is from RefSeq and is a predicted model, not a curated record. NCBI's taxonomy places the organism in Eukaryota, Metazoa, Arthropoda, Insecta, Diptera, Drosophilidae.
GGCCAGAGCUGACGAAUUUCCUCUUCUCGCUUUUAGCCCGGCCAAAAGGGCAAAAGAAUCGUUCAAAAACUGAGCGGGUGUGAAGUGAAGUGGCUUAUGAAUUGAUCAAAUAUAUCACUUUAUUUAUACCGGGUAAUUCACAUUUUUUUUGUGGCCACAUUCUUCGCCAGUGAGCUGAGAUUUACUUAUUUAAUAGCUGUUAAUUGCUCCUUUUUUUUACUCCUUUUUGUUUUUGUGAAUUUGCUAAGCACACCUAUAGAAUAUCUAUAUAUACAGCAGUGAAUUAUGAUAUACAACAACAGCAGCAGCAACAAAUAAUAAUAAUAAAACAAAGCCAAGCGAGAGAAACAAAAAUUUCUAAUAUGCAAAUUAAAUAAUUUUGUUUAUGGUGCAGCCGAAAGAAUCCCAAACAAAAAGUGCAAAAGUAUACAAAAAUAAAAUUAUUUGAAAAUUGAACCUGUUCUGAUGGAGGCUGGAUCCAGCGAUUGAGGAACAUCCAUCAAUCAUAAAGAUUUUGGAAACUCACUUUCUAACAAUAUUUCACGGCAUGAGUACAAUCUUAUUAUGAUGUGUUUUUAGUUUGUUGAUUGACGGUCAGAACGCUGCGUCAUGUUGUUGCUGCCAACGGAAAUGUGUCCAGCAGCAACAACAACAACAACAACCACAACAACAACAACAAUAAACAACACCAAAAGUUGCCCAACGAAAAGUAAUUUGCGAAAAUCAUAAAAAAGUAGCGUAAAUAUCUCCCGGCUCUACCAGAUCCAAGUGGAGCAAAAAGCACAAAGGCCAAGCGCGAAAACAGCCAGAAAAUUGCUGGAAAUCUUUUGGUUCACACCAAAACAAGAAACCCCAGAGACAACAUUCAAAUUCAAGAACGACAACUAUAGGAACAACCAGAGCAACAACAGCAAGUGUCGCCGUUUUCUUAUGCACAAAAACCAUUCUGUGAUAUCUCAAGACCCAAAGAUGGCAUCGUUAACCUUGCACUUGAUAGUGAUAGCUCUGCUGGCGUCGACUGCGCUGUCGACGGCGACGCGGCAGCGCGGCAGAAUCGCCGCCUCUCAGGGGGAGGGCUUGGUGGUGGGCGGCCGGGGCACGGGGGGCGUGGCCAGCACGACCAGCACAGAGGCGCCAACGUUGCGGGCGCCACGUCAGCGUCGUCCGCCCACGACGCAAUCGAUUGAUAUGACGAUAACGGUGAGUCCGGGUCAUCGCAGUCGCGGUCGCAGCACAACGCCUCUGCCGCCGGUCACAAUAACAACAACAACAGCAACAGCUAGACUGCUGCAGCGACGACGCAGCAGCACUUCCAGUACAACAACUACAACAACAAGCACAACAGCUGGAACACCUUUGGCUGGAAGAGCUUCCAGGGAUCGUGGAAAUGUGAGGGGGCCACGACAACCGAGGGAUACACCGGUCUUGGGUGGCGAUAGUAUACGGCGCAGCUGGCAGCCCACCCCACCCACCGCCACCCCUUACUACGCCCACACGCCCACUUCCAAUCCCACUUCCAGUUACAGUUCCAGCGACGCCGCGGCUAAUGCCAGUGCCAGUCCGAGUUCCAGUUACAGCUCCACUUCCAGUCGUGGCGCCCUGAAAACGCCGCGCAUGAUCCAGCGACUGGUGGCCGGUCACAUCCACAAUUCGCAGGGCCACUCCACCUACGAGGUGUCGGCGGUGAGCGCCAACAGUUCCACCACCAGCUAUGGUCCUUCGAAGCCGGAUAGGAGUACUUUCUCGACCACAACCACAACGACAACCACGACAACCACGACGACCACGCGGCAACCACCUGCGAGGGGCAAGGCUAGCAGCAGUUACAGACUGGCCAAGCCAUCGACCAGGCCCAGAUUGACCAGCACAGUGGCCACCACGAGGUUCAGCCAUCCGCCGAGCAGCUCGAGAUCUACCACGCCACUGCCACUGCCAUCCAAUACACCCAAUCCCUACAGAGAUGUGGACGACGAUGAGGCUUUGCUUAACGAACCGGACGACUUCGACAACUGGGACAAUGGCAUCCUGCGGCUAAGUGCUGGCUCUGGCAAGGAAGCCGAGGCUCCCGCCAAGAAGCCGCCCAAGGAGGACGCAAAAAAGACGCUGGCCGACCAGGUGCGGGACGGCAAAUAUGGCAUGAUCGAAAAGGAGCUCUUCCGCCGCGUGCCCAAGCGACCGGGAGUGCUGAGCUACGCCCGCAAUUCGGAGGUGCCGCUGGACAACGAACGCAACUACGGCGGUCUGAACGAGGAGGACAUCUGGCUGGCCGAGGAUCAUCUGCUGGUGAUCAAGGGCGGCGCUUUGAACGAGGAGGCCGAGGACAACCAGCACGGCCCGUGGCCGGCCAUCGAUGAUUACGAUGCGCCCGGGAGACAGAUCAAGCUGCCGCCGAAUCCAGCCGUGCCGCCUCCCUUUCCCGUGCAGCUCGAGCCGCACGGGCCGCUGCAGCUUAUCCGAGAUAAUCAACUCGAGAUCCUCCGUUCGGCGGCUGGCAAUGCAACGCUAUCCGCUAAGGCCGGCCACUACCAGAGCCACACAGGCACCGCCGCUGAAAAUCUCGCAUCGCAUCCUGCUGCCCGGUCGGGAGCGGCUGCAGCAUCUGCGCCAGCUUCCGCUGAGGCCCCUCAAACCCCGGCCUACGUCUAUCCGGCGCCCUAUGCCCCCUGGCUGCUCUACCCCAACGACACGGUGGCGUCCAAGGGCCUGCUAAGGAGUCCUCCGCUCCUCGGUCCCUGGCUGAUCAAUGGCCUCAAUGGCAAUGGCAAUGGCAAUGGCUCCCUGGCGGCGGACUCACCGUUGCCGGGCAAUGUCAGUGACUUUGACGAGGACGAUCCCUCACUGUACUAUCCGCCGGCCUAUACGUUCGUCUAUAAGAGCAACUACUCGAAUCCGGUGCCACCUGGACCACUGGUACCGGGCAUAGUCCUGCCCCCGCCGCCCGAUCACUUCAGUCGACUGGAGGUGACCAGCUCCUCCACCAGAAGACCCCCCAGCACCAGCAGCACCACCACCACAAGCAGUUCGACGACCAGUAGCACCAGCACCACCACUACCACCAGUAGUACUAGCACCACGAGCACCACCAGCCGGCCGCCAGUGCACCUGCCGCCCAUCAGGACCUCCUAUAAGCCCAAGUACAAUGCCAUCACCUACCUGCCGCCGCCACCCAGACAGAACUCACCCAAGUACGUGGAGCGAGUGCCCGUUCCGGUGGCCGUGCCCAUACCCAUCUACCCUGUCAACUACACGCCGCGACCGCCGCAAGCGCCGCAACUGGUCUUCGUGCCCAGCUCCACGGAGGGCAGCCGCCAGGAGCAGUCGCCGCUGGAUCUGGAUCCGCCGCUUUCCAAGUCCAACCCCAUUUACUACGAGUACUUCGAGGCCAAGCGGCAGCCCGGCUCGAUCAAGUCCAAUGUCAUUGACGACUUCCUGGCCACCAAGCCGCCCAAGAGGCAUCAUCACCAUCACCAUCAGCACACUGGCCACAGUCACCAUCAGCGGGAGCAUCUGCAGCACUACAAGGCGUCGCCGAGUCCGGCCAACGAGGUGGCCCCCGAGGUGGUCAACAUCACGCCCAAGCCACGCACCGCCCAGCUGCAGCUCCACGCGGAGUACGAGGCCUCCUUGGGACAGCUGCUCAGGAGCAACCUCGUCUCGCCCCCGGGCGCCUCCAAUGCGGGAAGAUUCCAGCCGCCCGACUUUGACAAGCAGCCCUUCCUGCCCAUGGUGAACUACAGUGCGGAUGAGCAGGACCAGAACGCGUUCAAGGCGAUUGUCUACCAGCCCCCCAAUCAGCGCCAACGUCAUCUGCGCGUGGGCAAGCAGCAUCAGCAGCUGCAGCUGCAGCUGGAGCCCAAUUUGGAAGCCUUGCCACAGGAUUCCUAUCUGCCUGGACGCCAAUACCGGGUGGGAAAGCAGCACCAGCAACACCAGCAACACCAGCAGCAUCAGCAGCAGCAGCAGCUCAGCCACCAGCAGCUCUACGAUCCCCAUGCCCAGAUCUACAGCACACCAGUGCCGCAGUUUGUGGAGGAUCCGCAGCAAUUGCGACCCCCGGCUCCGGUGCAAUCCAAUCCCCUGCAGUUCUGGCAACGACCUCCGCCGCAAUUCAAGCGAGUUCGACCCAGCAGCAAGCAGGGUCAUCCGCUUCCGCUUCCGCAUCCUCACUAUCCGCCGUACUAUGUGCCCGGAUAUCCGAGUGGUCCGUCGGGCGAGCCGCUCUAUCGACUGGUGCCGGUGACCCAGCACAAGCACUGGCGCAACAAGCAGCCGGUGCAGGUGCAAUCGCAGCCCAUUCAGGUGCAGCCCCAGCCGCAGCUGAAUCAGGGCUAUCCCGACCGGAGUGUGAACAUUGGCCACAGCCUCGCGGGCGACAUCCUCGUCAACUACAACACGAACAAUCAGUUUAAUCCGCAGGCGGAACUGGUGCCGCAGGCCCAGUUGGCGGCACCUCCUCCUCCGCCGCCGCCGCCGCUCUCCUACCAGGCCCAAAGUGGACAGCCAUUGUGGUCCGAAAGGGAACGGGAACGCGAACGAGAUCGGGACAGGGAGAGAUCGGGGAGGCAGUCAAGGGAACAGCAGCAAUAAUGCUCUUACUACAAUAUCAUAAUCCGAAUAAUCAUGUCGAUAAUGAUGGUUUCUAUGUCAUUGAUAAACGUAGUGUCAAAAUGUGAUCUAUAGGGAGGCCAAUCCGCUAUCGAAUCCCAGCCUAGACGAUACGAAAUGUGAAGCCGACGCCGACGACUUUCUUAGAAAAAUGUGUAUUUCUUUUUCACCUGUAUCCCAUUUCUUUGGGGUACUACUCAAUGUGUGUAAACCUUAAACCCCAUUAAUGGUCUCAUUUUCGCUAUAUCAACAUAUCCGAAUCAUUAAUUGAUCUUGUCCAAAAUUUCAAGAUAUAACAUUAAUUUCUUUUUUUUAUGGUUUAUAUUUCAAAUCUGAUUGUGUAGUUUGUUUUUUGUCCCUACCACUUUGACUUUUAUUUUGCAUCCAAUUAACAUUUUGCUUCCACUAACAAAUAGUUACGUUAUGUAGAGCUGGUCAUUUAAGAGAUAAACCCCGAUUUUGGUCCUGCUGCCAACUUAUCGAUGGCUAUCGUUAAUCGAUAAAUAUCGUAUAUUGCAUAUUGCUGACAGAGUUGCAACAAGCAUACAUACAUAUUUAAUAUAUAUAUUUAUACCAUAUAUAUGUAAGUACCUAUAUCCCUAUGCGGUAAAAACAUAUAUAUAUAUAUAUUCACAAACCUAUGUAAAUAAUAAACGAGUGUAGGCGCUACAGACACCACUUAGUCUUAGGGGCAGUAAAUUACUUAUAUACAUUAUCGAUAUCUAUAGGAACGAAGGUCGAUUCGUUUAGCCUAAGCUAUCUGUUUUAUCCUGCACACACACACACACUAUAUGUAUUAUUUUUUUCUAUUUAUUGUAAUCUGUUUUUGUAUGUUUUCCAAAAUCAUUGCAAAACUUUGUAUAAAAGCCAUAACAACUAAGGUCACUAUAAGUUAAAACCACGCUAUGCAACUAAUGAACACUGUGCGUUAAUUAUAUCAUUAGUUUGGAUACCAUACAUAUACAUAUACAUUUUUUUUUUUGUUAAUUUUAAACGAAUAAAAUAAUUUGUAGACGCAAAUUCUUA